GACACAUCCUGUGAGGAAAAAUAUGUCAGCAAGUGUGUUUUUCCUGAAAAGAGAGCAUUGUGUUGAAGCUGCCUCCAGGCCAGGUCUUAUCUGGUUCAGCGGGGAGGAUGUGGUCAGUACUGGGAGGCUUUGUUGAUGGGUUGACUGGUGGAGGUGUUGGGGCUUUGUGAGAUGGUGGACAUUGUUCCUGUGGGCCCAGGGUAGAAAACGUCUGGUGUUAUGCAGAAAAGCUCGCUCCUGUGGGGGGUAUAAUAAGAGCCCGGGCACUCGAGUGUCUCAAAGUCAGUUGCGUGAAAUUCGCCCAAACCGCAAGGACUGUGCUGUGUUAGAGUCAGCCUCAUCAGUGAUGGACACUCAGACUGAUUUGGAGGUGAUCUUAGAGUUCCUAGAGGAGUACUACAGACAAAACACAGCACAGAAUGACAAGGUGGCCUGGACUUCAAGCGUGCCUGUGGAUGUUACAUGCGAGCAACGUUGGACAUGCUACGAGCCACAUAACAUAAAACCUGCACCUCAGCCCUUCCUGGCAGAGGAUGCCCCAGCAGCCCUCGGCCACAAUACAACAGCAUCAUUGUCUGAGCGUGGUUCACUGCCAAACUUUGUAUCAACAAAACAAUCCAGCAAACACCCAGGCACAGCGACGGGGAGUGUUUGCUCCAUGGCUGCAGGCAGAAAGGUGCGACUCUUUCACUUCUUGUUUGAGAUGCUGGAGGAUCCCAACAUGGCCCACUGUUUGGCCUGGGUGCCAGCAGCCGCCGGCGUCUUCCGCUUCUCCUCCAGGAAUAAAGAUCAGGUGGCGGCGCUCUGGGGCCAGAGAAAGGGCAACAAGAGGCCAAUGACGUACCAGAAGAUGUCCCGGGCGCUCAGGAACUACGCCAGGUCCGGAGAAAUCUUCAAGGUGAAGAAGAAGCUCACCUACCAGUUCAGCAGAGACACCCUGAUGUCGCUGCAGAAGAGUCAGAGAGGAGACUUCAUGUAGCUCGUCUCUUUACGUGCUCCGUUGUCCUGUUUUUAACGUCUUUCUGCAUUAUUAGUGUGAUGAAUUGCAUUUCAUUCUUGUUUUGCUUGUGGUGUAAAUAUGAAAAAGAAAUAAACUAUUUUAGCUUU
Mugil cephalus (flathead mullet) is the source of this 1107-nucleotide messenger RNA. RefSeq names its product Spi-2 proto-oncogene (gene spi2). Gene Ontology annotation, biological process: cell differentiation; regulation of transcription by RNA polymerase II. Lineage: Eukaryota; Metazoa; Chordata; Actinopteri; Mugiliformes; Mugilidae. Gene Ontology annotation, cellular component: nucleus. The record is from RefSeq and is a predicted model, not a curated record. The transcript is spliced from 5 exons. Gene Ontology annotation, molecular function: sequence-specific DNA binding; DNA-binding transcription factor activity, RNA polymerase II-specific. The coding region runs from base 347 to 979 and encodes 210 amino acids.